Molecule: messenger RNA, 1347 nt
Organism: Drosophila suzukii
Lineage: Eukaryota; Metazoa; Arthropoda; Insecta; Diptera; Drosophilidae
Source: RefSeq, a predicted model, not a curated record
AUGGCUGUUCCUGGUCAAAUCUCCUCUCUGCAGGUUUUUGAAGUUCUCCUCAAGAACAAGCCGCACGCCCUGGAGCAUGUGACUCCAAUUUCUGGGGACUGCUGCCCGGACAUGGCCAUCAGCGAGGCGGAUCGAAGGAUAUUGAUAACGGAAGUGCAGGUGGUUAUGCAUGGAGCCGCUUCAGAGUUCAUAGAACCACUGCAGCAGGCGUUGAACAAAACGAGGGCGGUGCGCCUUAUGGUUCAGCUGGCCAAGGAAAUGCGGCGCCUCGAGGCCUUCGUCCACGUCUCGACGGCAUUCUCCAACUGUGUGGUGUACCAAAUCCAAGAGCGUUUCUACCCGGAGAACCUCACCUGCCCCGUUGAUAAGGUCCUCGACCUGAGUGAGUCCCUCGGUGGGGAGAUGGUAGAGAAGAUUGCACCGGCCUUACUCGGAAAAUACCCAAACACAUACACCUACACUAAGGCCCUGGGGGAACAGGUGAUUCAGGAGGAGGCCAAGGAUCUGCCAGUCGGCAUUUUCCGACCAGCCAUCAUUACAUCCACUUUUAAAGAGCCUGUUCGUGGUUGGAUUGAUGGCUUACAAGGACUGAUUGCGAUGAUGUUUGGCAUUAAUUACGGGGUCAUCCACAUAGCACUUGUUAAUCUUAAAGUUAAUGUUCCCUUAGUUCCUGCUGACUAUUGUGUCAACGUGGCCAUCGCCACAGCUGUACAGAUAGCCAAGAUCUCCCAGCAAGACAAAAAGAGUGCAAUUCCUAUAUACGCCUUUUCAAGCUGCCAAUCGAAUACAGUGACCUUUGGAGACCUUUCGGAAAAAUGUUACCAAACUGGGCUGAAGCCGACUGAAAAGAUGAUUUGGUACCCAUUUAACCAUAACAUCGCUUGUCCGUAUAUUUAUGACAUCGGCACCUACUUCUAUCACUUUCUGCCCGGAUUUCUGAUGGACAUCGCGUUGCGACUGAAAGGUCAAAAGCCGAUGAUGGUAAAGAGAUAUAGAAAGAUCGACGAAGGAAUGAAAUGCUUGUUUCCCUUUACAAGCAGAAACUUUCUCAUAGAAACAAAUAAUACCGACCAGCUGUGGCAGUCAAUGUCGCCGGAUGACAAGAAAAUGUUUCAUUUUGAUAUGUCGACACUAAACUGGAACAAUUAUUUCACGAGCGUCAUGAUCGGGAUCAGGCUGUUCUUGUUUAAGGAUCUCCCGACACCAGAAUCCCUUGCCAAGGGCAAGAGAAUUUUAUCUAGGUUUUACGUAUUGGAUACAAUUCUUAAAAUUCUUAUCAUUCUUGUAGCCGGUGCCUUUGCUUGGUUCUUAUUUAGCCUAGCAUUCAAUUAGGGCCCCUACUUCCCA